GUGUAUACCAGUGUAGUGUGUAUGUGCGCGCAGCCAAGCGGCAAGCUUCAACGGAAAAACGUGGGAACAUUUGCCCGUAACUCCGCGCGUGCAGUAUACCUAAUACAUGUGCCUAUCCUGCGAGUACUCGCGGCGGCGGUUGUAAAUUCAAAACGAGCCUGGCAGCACACGUAGCUUAUCGUUGGGAGCUGCUGUUGUUGUUGUUGCUGCUACUGAUGACUUAUUAAUUCCGCGAGUGUGUGUGCGUGUAUACUCCCACUACAAUCACUACUACUACAACUAGCAGUGAAUGAUAGGCCCGAGGAAGGCCGCGAAGACGGAGGUGUGCGUGUGUGCGAGCUCGUUACUUACACGUUACGUCGGGCGCAGGUGAUAUGCAGUGCUCGUUGGUGAACGACGUCAGCCUCGCCGUCGUCGUCGUCGUCGUCGCUGUGUUAUGACGCGCCGAUCGAACAGCAGCGCACGGCACGACACGACCAAGAAAGUCCCACAAGUGCUUCUUCUCCACGACGAUACGUUAUUUUCGCAAGCCGAGGGUGAACAACCCAUCGCAGCUCGAGGGCUAUACUCGAUACCUCGUAACGGUGGUUGUGCGUAUAUAAAUAUCAGUGGCUGUGUAUAUAAGCAGUGUUUUGCAUUAUGAAAGAUUGAUAUAUAGUUGUAAAGUGUCUCGAGAUAACGACAAAAAGUUUUUUUAUCAAUUUGUGUGUCUGUGUCUCUGUGUGAAGCAUAAUAAAAAAAGUGACGAAUCGAUUUGGAGAAGAAGAAUAAGAAAUAAAAAUGGGUAAUCAUCCGACUCAUCAUCAGCCGCUCGAGCGCGGCACACGUGGACAUGGCCUUCGGCUCUCGAAACGAGAACGAUCGCCCGGUAAAAGAAUGGACCGGUUGAGGAGGAGUUUUCGCGACAGCUUUCGCCGGCGAAAAGAGCCACACACACCCGAGGCCAGUAAACCACAUCUCUGGCAGUCGGACGAAAAUGCAGUACGCACGGCCACAUGCGCUUUUCAAGUCAAGUAUCUGGGCUGUGUAGAAGUUUACGACUCUAGGGGGAUGCAAGUUUGUGAGGAAGCUUUAAAAGUACUUAGGAAUUCUAAAAGAAGGCCAGUCCGAGCAACAUUACAUAUUUCUGGAGAUGGGCUACGAGUUGUUGAAGAUGAAACAAAAGGAUUGAUUGUGGAUCAAACCAUUGAAAAAGUAUCUUUCUGCGCACCUGACAGAAAUCAUGAUAAAGGGUUUAGUUACAUCUGCAGGGAUGGUACCACAAGACGUUGGAUGUGCCAUGGGUUCUUAGCAUUGAAAGAAACUGGAGAAAGAUUAAGUCAUGCCGUGGGCUGCGCUUUCGCAGCAUGUUUGGAAAGAAAGCAAAUGCGUGAUAAAGAAUGCAAAGUGACUAUGACCUUUGACCAAAAAACGUCUACAUUCACCAGAAGUGGUAGUUUUAGACAACCCAGUUUGACGGAACGACUGCAGGACAGUCGAGAGCGCGCUAUAGACGUAGUACCAGUAUCCGCGCGUCAGGUGUACAAUCCGUUCGCGAUCGAGAGGCCGCACGCGACGCCUUCGAUGCUCGAACGACAGGGCUCUUUCCGUGGUUUCAAUCAACUGAAUCAAGCCUCGCCGUUCAAGCGUCAGUUAAGUUUGCGCGUAAACGACUUGCCGAGCAACUUCGAACGGGUACGCAGCCACAGCUUGGAGCCGACCGAUCUCGCGCGCCUGCCACAGACCAUGCCACACCAGAUCCCCGUCAAGCCACCAGACUUCGAUGGAUAUAACGAAGUGAGUCCGAUACCCGAGAUAUCACCGAGUGGCCACGACAGCGUCUCGGCCAUGUGUCAGCAGUUGUCGCGCGGUCUGUCGCUGCUCUCGAGCAACGACGAUUACGCGCCCAGCAUCACGAGCAGCAGCGGUGGCACCGCGUCGUCCGUCGCCAAGAAGCUUUUCGCCAACAACAUGAUGAGCAAUAACAUGAUGAGCAGCAACUUGAUGAGCAACAAUAUCAGCAACAACUUGAGCAACAAUCUGGUCAACAACGCAACUUCUGCUUUCUCUGGAGUAACCAGCAGCAAUUCUCUUGAUGAUCUCAAAAUACAAAGCGACCAGAGUUUCGUCAAUAUAAUAGCCUCGAUAUUCGAUACGCCAGCAGCCAGUCCAGCGUUCAGUAACGCCUCGACCACCUCCAUCGGUAAUACUCAUCAGGUGCAGCCAUCGACGACCGACUCGCUCGCCGGGGGCCACUCGUCGCUUCAUAACCAGCAGCAGCAGCAGCAGCAGCAGCAGCAACAGGCUCUGUCGACUCAGAGCGACUCGUCCUCGUCGUCGCUCUCGCACAUAGGCCAGCAGCAGCAGCCGCCGACCGGUAUGCCGAGCCUCAACGACUCGCCGUCGUCAAUUUCUCAGAUCGUGCAUCAGCCCGCCGCCGCUGCUCUGCCUAUGCUGAGCGACUCGUCGUCUUCGAUGUCGCCCAUAUCGGCCGGCAACAGCGCCGUGACCAGCAGCAUCUCGGGCAUCGGUAAUUUGAAUAUCUCGUCCGUGUGCACAACGCCGGUCACGACGUCGAGCAUUCCCGUUGCAGCUGUUCAAGCGAUACAGAGCACAGGUAACCUACCGAAUCCCGAGCAGUGGCUGGGCAGCGUGACGACGCAAGUGGCCGCCGCGGCUGCUGCGUCGAAUUCCGCUCCGACGACGACGUCGGUGAGCCAAGUGCAGGCUCCUCCACUUGUGCCGCCUGCCGUUGCGCCGCGCAGAGCACCCCCGCUGCACUCGCGAGCUAUGAGCCUGGGCUCGACUCAGGCCCCGUCGGCUGCCCCGAGGUCCGGUCCCGCCGAUCCGUUCGACGCCGAGUGGGCAGAAAUCGCCGCGCGCAAUCUUCGACAGGCGUCUUUAACGAAUCCCUUCAUCGUGCCCAAUACAACGCAAGCUUUUCAGGUGCAAUUGUAGCGCGAGGAGUUAAAGAAGACGAUUGCUGAUUAUUUUCGCACCGACACGCAGUAAAGAGCAACGCCGAGUAAUAGUGGUGCAAAGCACGAUUUUUCAUCAUGAAAGCUCCUCUUUAACCACUCGCUAAAAUAAUUAAGGAUCAAAAAUAUUCGCAAUAAAUGAAGCCAAGCCAACUCAAGCUUCGACGUUUUUAUUACGCUAAAAACACGAUCGAAGUGCUUUUAACACAAAAGAGAAAAAAAUAUACUUGAAGCGCGCGAAACGCAACACUUUGAGCGUGUUUAAAAAAAAACUCUAUGCUCAGUGAGAAACAAAAAGUUAUAAAUAUAUAUUGAAAUUUUUAAAUUGUAUGAAAAUGAUACUAACAAAGCGACGUCAGUUUUGUUUUUUCCUUUGCGUGAUUCUCAAAACAUACUUUCUUUGACGCGCAAGAUGUCUCUGAGGCACGAAAGGAGAAUAAGAAUGUUGUUGAUUAUAACUUGUUGCAUUUGUAAAAAAAAUGGAUUUUAGGUUACCGAAGCUGAGUAACGGAAUAUAUGUUCGUGUUAUUGGCAUAAGUUUAACGUGUUAUUAUAAAGAAAAAAAGUUAUAUACGACACGUCGAUCAAGUAUUAUAUAGUGAAUGUAUAAAUUUAUCGCAUAGAACAAGUGUGAGAGAGUUAUAUAAGCGAGAAUGUGUGCCAUUUCGCUGUCAGAAAAUUAAAUUAUUGUAUUUUUAUGUGUAUAUAUAUUUUUAACGGUAUCCUUUUCACAAAGAUGAGAAAUGCAAAUUUUUUUUUACAAUUGACAAUUAGCGAAAAAAUUCAGAGUGUUAUUGUAAAUUAAAUAUUCAAGGACGAGGCUGACGUCGAUGCAAAACUUCGUUGGGUUUUAUGCAUUUUUUGAGAAAAGAUCAACCAUAAGCGUUGACGUUAUAACGAAAAAAUUUAUGAAGUAGGAAAAAAGAUUAUUCAAUUGUACAGAACUGUUCGAUAAUUCGCACACAUUUAUUUUAGACUGCCUAUUGUAUUUAAUUACCAGCUUGUACAGAGUUUGCAAUUACUUAAUUAAAAUUUAAUUUAGUGGAUUUUUCAAAGUAUCUUACAAUACUUAGUGAAACGUGAUACUUAAUAAAAAUCGAAAGUACAGUUUAUUAUCAUAAUUUUCCAACAUCUUGACAAACUGAGAGUUAGGUGCACACAUCGGUUCUGUCUUCUCUGUGAAAAAAGAUGGAAGAUAAAACGUCACAUAAAGAGAACAAUGUCGCCAGCACAAUAUAAUGAAAGAUGAAAAGAACAUUUAUGCUAUGUACUUAUUAUAUUAUUAAUGAUGCUUAUAUAGACAAAUAUAAAUGUAUAUAUGAGAUGUUGACAUAUUCCAUGUACUUAAUCAUUUGUUUUAUUUUUUAUUUUAUUAUUAAAGCAUUAAAUUUCAUUUCGUUAACGAA
Trichogramma pretiosum is the source of this 4363-nucleotide messenger RNA. RefSeq names its product protein numb (gene numb). The record is from RefSeq and is a predicted model, not a curated record. NCBI's taxonomy places the organism in Eukaryota, Metazoa, Arthropoda, Insecta, Hymenoptera, Trichogrammatidae. Bases 781 to 2937 code for a protein of 718 amino acids. The transcript is spliced from 11 exons.